Molecule: messenger RNA, 544 nt
Organism: Hemiscyllium ocellatum (epaulette shark)
Lineage: Eukaryota; Metazoa; Chordata; Chondrichthyes; Orectolobiformes; Hemiscylliidae
Product: late histone H2B.L4-like
Exons: 1
Coding region: 12-392 (126 amino acids)
Cellular component (GO): nucleosome
Molecular function (GO): DNA binding; structural constituent of chromatin; protein heterodimerization activity
Source: RefSeq, a predicted model, not a curated record
UGAGCGGCGCUAUGGCUGAUGAGAAGAAAGCACAGCAAGCAUCCAAGAAGGGCGCGAAGAAAAUCAUCAAGAAGACGCCAGCGAAGAGUGGUAGAAAGAGGAAGCGGACCAGGAAAGAAAGUUACUCCAUCUACAUCUACAAAGUGAUGAAGCAGGUUCACCCUGACACCGGCAUCUCCUCCAAGGCCAUGAGCAUCAUGAACUCGUUCGUUAACGAUAUUUUCGAGCGUAUCGCGGGGGAGGCUUCCCGCCUGGCCCAUUAUAACAAGCGCAGCACCAUCAGCUCCCGGGAGAUCCAGACCGCCGUGCGGCUGCUGCUGCCCGGGGAGCUGGCCAAGCACGCCGUGUCGGAGGGCACAAAGGCGGUGACGAAGUACACCAGCUCCAAGUGAAGGACCGCACUGCACUGAAACAAACACACAUCCACAACCCAAAGGCUCUUUUAAGAGCCACCCACGACUUCCCUGAGACAGCUGAACCAUUUUGAGUUGUUAGUUUUAGUUUGCAUAUGAUUUUUCAUGAGGCAUUUUAACUUCUCAUGCUA